AUGGCGGAGAUGGUCAUCAGGGCAGUCAAAGGCAGGGUUACCACGGAAGUGAUGGUCAGCAGAGUCAGCAAAGUCACAAUUAUACAGCUGUACAGCAGAGCCAACAGGGUCACCACGGAGGUGCUGGCCAACAGAGCCAACAAGGUCACCAUGGAGGUGCUGGCCUGCAGAGCCAACAGGAUCACCAUGGAGGUGCUUGCCAGCAGAACCAGUAUGAUCAACAUGGAAGUACAGGUCAACAGAGCCAAUCAGGCCAUCAUAUUGGUGCUGGACAGCAGAACCAACAAGGCAACCAUGGAGGUUCUGGUCAACAGAGCCAACAAGGUCAUGAUGGUGGUGCUGGAAAGCAAAGCCAACAGAGUCACCAUGGAGGUUCUAGCCAGCAGAGCCAAUCAGGACACCAUGGGGGCUCUGGCCAGCAGAGCAUAUCAGAACACUAUGGAGGUGCUGGCCAGCAUAGCCAACAAGGUCACCAUGGAAGUGCUGGUCAGCAGGCUCAAUCAGGUCACCAAGGAGGUGAUGGCCAACAGAGUCAUCAAGGUCACCAUAGAGGUGCUGGGAAUCAGAGCCAACAAGGUCAUGAUGGUGGUGCUGGAAAGCAAAUCCAUCAGAGUCACCAAGGAGGUGCUGGCCAACAGAGUCAAUCAGGACACCAUGGGGGUUCUGACCAGCAGAGCAUAUCAGGUAAUAGUGGAGAUGCUGGAAAACAGAGUCAUCAAGGUCACCAUGGAGGUGCUGGCAAAGAGAGCCAACAAGGUCAUGAUGGUGGUGCUGGAAAGCAAAGCCAUCAGAGUCACCAAGGAGGUGCUGGCCAGCAGAGUCAAUCAGGACACCAUGGGGGUUCUGACCAGCAGAACAUAUCAGGUCAUAGUGGAGAUGCUGGUCAACAGAGCCAAUUAG
Messenger RNA from Pelobates cultripes (western spadefoot toad), 900 nucleotides. NCBI's taxonomy places the organism in Eukaryota, Metazoa, Chordata, Amphibia, Anura, Pelobatidae. The record is from the annotation of a GenBank genome assembly.